This is a messenger RNA of Thrips palmi, 2435 nucleotides long. It is a transcript of the gene gkt, whose product is annotated as probable tyrosyl-DNA phosphodiesterase. Bases 223 to 2025 code for a protein of 600 amino acids. Gene Ontology annotation, cellular component: nucleus. Gene Ontology annotation, biological process: single strand break repair; double-strand break repair. The record is from RefSeq and is a predicted model, not a curated record. NCBI's taxonomy places the organism in Eukaryota, Metazoa, Arthropoda, Insecta, Thysanoptera, Thripidae. The transcript has 11 exons. Gene Ontology annotation, molecular function: single-stranded DNA binding; double-stranded DNA binding; 3'-tyrosyl-DNA phosphodiesterase activity.
AAACGGAAUCGCCAGGCUGGCCCUAUCUGUUGCUCAUCAUGCACUCGCCCAUUCGCCUGCGGGCCGCUUCGAACACAUUCAAGUUCGCGCCGAAGGGCAUGGCGGCAGAAACCUGGCAGCGCUGCAUCACCUUCGCUUGUUCUCUGUUUACAGCCGGUUGAUUCGAAAGACAAGUGGACGUCAAAUUUUGCUUGCCGUGUCAAUUUUAUUUCAAUCCUGAAAAUGGCAGCUCGUGGAACGAAACGGCCCUCUCUCGCUGAUGAUAAUUCCUCCAGCAACGCAUCGCCAAAAAAGAAGUCACGCCAGGAAUGCAAAUUUGGCAUAAAGUGUUACAGGAAAAAUCCUGCGCACUUUGAAGAAUUUGAGCAUGCACACUUGACUGAUAUUCUCCCUAAAUGGAAAGAUGAAAGCUCUCUUCCAUCUGGUGUAGAUCCAGAGAUUCGAAAAAAUCCUGUAGUCUUGGAUCAGCUAAAAAUUGUCAAGAAGCUUGGCAACUCAAAGUUAAAAGUUGACUCUCCGAAGCCCACCACGAGUACUGCAGUUGCAUCUCCAAAACCAAGCACAGCUCCAACUUCAAAGGCAGAAGGAGAAACAAAGGCACCGAUUAAUGCAAACUCUGAAAAAAUGGCUAAGAUGAUGAAAGAAGCCACCAAGCACCAUGGCGAUGUCCAAGCAAAGCUUGACGCCGCUGCUCCAUAUAAUUUUUUUUUAACGUCUAUCACUGACUCACCACAGACCCACAGUGAACCCUUGACAAUAACAUUCACAGAAUUACUGGACAAAAGUCUUGGUGAGCUGGAGUCAUCUUUACAAAUUAAUUUUAUGGUUGAACUGGGAUGGUUACUUGCUCAGUACUUUUACACUGGAAAUAGAUUUAAACCACUAACACUGUUGUAUGGAGUCGAAGAUGAAGACCUAAAAGUUGGGGCAAAUUUGCCAAGCAACGUAACUGCUGUCAAAGUUAGACCACCCACUGCAUUUGGCCAUCACCACACAAAGAUGUCUGUCUUGGCAUAUAAAGAUAACAGCAUCAGGGUAAUUGUGUCAACAGCGAACCUUGUUGAAUCUGAUUGGGAAAACCGCACACAAGGGCUUUGGAUAAGUCCAAAAUUACCACAAUUACCUCCUGAUGCAGACACCAUGUCUGGAGAUUCACCUACCCAAUUCAAGGGGGAUCUAGUUCGCUAUCUCAGUGCAUAUCGGCUGCCUCAGCUUCAAGAGUGGCUUGGUAAAAUUCGGAGAGCUGAUUUUUCAUCUGUGAGAGUUUGUCUAGUUGCCUCAGUACCUGGCACACAUUAUGGGCCAGAUUCUACAUUGUGGGGACACCGCCGUGUUUGCCAAUUGCUCAAAGAACAUGUUUCUGAUCCCAAGAUUACUCAGUCCCCAUGGAGUAAAUGGCCUGUGAUAGGCCAGUUUUCUUCAAUCGGCUCUUUAGGACCAGAUCCUAAUGCUUGGGUCUGUAGUGAACUGAGAGCAAGUUUUAGUGCUCCUUCAAAACCAAUGGACCAUCCAUCUAUUAAAUUAAUAUACCCCAGUUUGGAUAAUGUGAAGGGAAGCCAUGAUGGUUUGCUUGGAGGAGGAUGUUUGCCCUACCAGAAAAAAACCCAUGAGAAACAACAAUGGCUCACAUCUUAUUUACACCAAUGGCAAAGUAAUGCACGUUUUCGAAGUCGAGCUAUGCCUCACAUCAAAACCUAUUUAAGAGUGUCUCCUUGUCACUCUUUCUUACCCUGGUUCCUGCUAACAUCAGCAAACCUAUCUAAAGCUGCCUGGGGCUCUGAAACAAAAACAAAACUUCCUGGGCCUGGCUUGCGAAUUUUGUCCUAUGAAGCUGGAGUGCUAUUCCUUCCAAAAUUCAUUGUGGAUGAUAAUGUGUUUAACUUGGAAGGUGGUAAUUCGUCCUCAGUGUCAACAGGAACAGGAAAGAGGCAAGACUACCCUCCGUUUCCAUUGCAUUAUGACUUACCUUUAAAAACUUAUAAAGCUGGGGACUCCCCCUUCUUUUAUGAUAUUUUUAAUGAAUAAUCUCCAGUGUUUCUUGAACUCCCAAGAACAUUUUGAGUGGAUCCGAAUCAAUGUCUCAUGCUUAGUUGAGCCAUUAUGAUUUCUCCUUGUUAUAUCCUUCCAUAUUUUAUAAUUGAUCAACUUAAAUUUUCCUUGUGGAACUUAGUUCAUGAAUGAAAUUUGUUUGUUUUCAUUUUAAACUCUGGAUUCAAUGUCAAUCAAUUUGUGCAUGCUCAUGCCAUACUGAGUUACAAUGUUCAAUCUGUGAUAUUAUUGUGUAUUUAGCCACUUGCUUGAGCAUCUUUUAAGCCAUUAGUGUAAUCAGUCAGUAUAAAUUUUUAAAAAUUCUGAAGGAAAGUCAGAUGUUUUUUAUUACUUUAUUCUGGGACAAAAAUAAAUAAAUAAAUAAAUAAAUAAUAAAUAAAUAAAUA